Molecule: messenger RNA, 1149 nt
Organism: Hordeum vulgare subsp. vulgare (domesticated barley)
Lineage: Eukaryota; Viridiplantae; Streptophyta; Magnoliopsida; Poales; Poaceae
Exons: 4
Coding region: 357-743 (128 amino acids)
Source: RefSeq, a predicted model, not a curated record
UCCAUCCGCCGUCGCCGCACCCCUCCUCUCCUCGGGAUUCCCCACAGUCAGCGCACCCUUGUCUCCUCAUCGAUUUCCCCUCCUCCCCAAUCCCGCUGAACCUCAUCGCCGUGCGUCUCCAGCCGACGCCCUCGGCCACGCUCAUAGGACCACCACGACAUGGCUCGAGCUUGGCUUGGGGUUCCAUCUCCGUCGUCUUCUGUAGGUGGAGCAGCAGCGCCUGCUCGGCCGUGCCGCUGCAUCGGAGCUCCACCCGUCUGCCCCGUCCCCAAGCACCCGGCGCGUGCGCACCCGCCUCUCUGACCUGCCGUUGGCCAGCGAGUCGCCGGCAAACAGUGGCCCAGCGUCCCCAUGUCAUGGUGCCCAAGCUCGUGGCUCCCGGAGCUUCGUCGGACGCCUCCAGCACCGGGAACGAGAUCCCUCGCCCGCUCCUGCCUCCAACGUGUGUUCCACGAGCUCCCCUGCACCCGAGCCUCCCCUCGAGCAGUUCUGCAGUCCCCUGUCGAGCUCGCCCCAAGCUCGCCCGCGCCGCCGCUGCCCAGCACCUGAGACCAACCUCUCCUCUGGCCGUGCCUGCGAGCAGCUGCUGGAGCCGCCGCGCCGCCCCGUCAGCCGACGAGGAGCUCACCCGUGGCCUCCCCUGCACGUCGCCGCCCCGGAAUGACCUAGCCCCGAGGUCCUCGUCGCUGGGCCAGGAGCACCUUGUCGUCCUAAACCUCGCCGCCGUCGGGGACCAGCACUGAGGAACAGAACGAAGGUUGGUGCAGCCCCACCAUGGAUGCCCUUGCUGCCCUGCAACUCCCCGUCCGCCGUCGUUCUCCAAUGGAUCCGGUCGAUGCUUGCUAGGUCCGCCCAUUCCCGGCCUGGGACAGCCCCGUCGAAGCCUCCAAGUCCCUCCGGAUCGAUGAUUGACCCCGUCUAGAACAGCCAUGGACGAGCAGUUUCAGUAAGGUGCAGUUCUAGCCGCGAUUCAGAUUCAGUUUUUGUUUAGAUUCAGUUCAGCGUGCUUGUACUCAUCUAGCGAAGGGACUCGUUUUUAUCACUAGCGCGUCUCAGCCUCGGUGGUUAGUGUGUUGCGUUUCCACCCAGGAGACCAGGGAUCAAAUCCCCAUCCAUGCAUGUUAUAUUUUUAGGAUUUGUGCCUCUCCA